Solanum verrucosum is the source of this 840-nucleotide messenger RNA. Its product is annotated as putative B3 domain-containing protein At1g78640. The record is from RefSeq and is a predicted model, not a curated record. NCBI's taxonomy places the organism in Eukaryota, Viridiplantae, Streptophyta, Magnoliopsida, Solanales, Solanaceae. Gene Ontology annotation, molecular function: DNA binding. The coding region runs from base 1 to 840 and encodes 279 amino acids. The transcript has a single exon.
AUGGAAAUUGGUGAUCAAUUUUCCGACGAUUUUCUAAUGUCUCUGCCAUUUUCGGAAGACAGUGUUAUUGAUGCCCAACCAAUUUGCUAUUCUCUUCCUCAUCACUACUCGUCUUCUAAUACUACUUUGUCUCUCUUUCCCCAAGUUUCUGAAAAUCUUGCUGCUUCCAAACCAAUUACUACUACUGUUGAUUUCUCUUCCAUAGACGGCGGCAAGGACAAUCUUAAUUCAUCUUUUUUGACUCUCUUUACACGAGUUUAUGAAAACUCAAAGCCAAUUGCAAACAAUACUCCUCAGCCAUCCCUACCCAACACCUCUUCGACAGCCCAAUCUUCCAUUGAUAGUCAACAUUCUUCUAGUUUUGCUUCAUCAAGUCGGGAGGUAAAUGCAUUGGGUAACUCUGCUCCUAAAAGAUCCUUGUUACAGGAAUUCAUCCCGCUCAAGAAACCCAAGCUGACAAAAGAAUCAAACAGAGAGGAAGGUCACUGGAUAACAAAGAAGCUAACUAGAAGCGAUGUGAAUGGAGCUUCGAGGCUAUUACUAUCUCGACAAGACGUGAAUAAUUACAUAUUACCCUUCAUGAACAAGGAAGAACGGAUCAUAAUUUGUCAACAAUUGUGCGGAGUUGAUGUUACUGUAUUUGAUAUGGAUACACAAACAAGCCAUAUUUUGACUCUCAAGAAAUGGUCAACUAAUAGCUUUCACCUUGUCAAAGCAUGGACAAAGGAUUUUGUCAAAAGGAGGAAUCUCAAAGAAAAAGAUGCCAUUUCCAUUCGUUGGGAGAAAAGCAAUUCAAGAUUUUAUUUUCGAGUUCAAAUGAGGGAUCAAGUAGAUCUUUAA